Molecule: messenger RNA, 3409 nt
Organism: Dendrobium catenatum
Lineage: Eukaryota; Viridiplantae; Streptophyta; Magnoliopsida; Asparagales; Orchidaceae
Product: pentatricopeptide repeat-containing protein At3g09040, mitochondrial
Exons: 2
Coding region: 598-2907 (769 amino acids)
Biological process (GO): RNA modification
Molecular function (GO): RNA binding; protein binding
Source: RefSeq, a predicted model, not a curated record
AUGAAACGGGACUCAGAUGAGUAAGGCAUAAAAUCAAUUCAUGGCAAAAUUUAAAUUGAUGAGCUACCAGCAGCUUAAAGCUGGGCAACGAUCAUCAAAAUACCGUGAUCAUCUCCAUCAAACAUUUCUUCAUAGUCCCUUGAGAUGAAAAACAGAAUAUAACCAGAUAAAAAAGGAAAAAAAUGCAAUUAAGCCCAAGAAAAGAGAAAACGGUAUAAGCCGAAAAUUUUGAAGAAAAUGCUUUUAGAACCAGGUAAAAAAACUGAGUUUAGGAAAUUCAAACCUAGGAAAGAGAAAAGGAUUCAAGAUGGAGAAACACCAUAGAUCUGAGUGCCGAGCUCCUCGGGCUAGAAGAUCGUCGACGGCGAAACCUAACAAAGCCGAGCAACACCAGGGUCUUUCCCCACUCAAAACUAAUUAGAUGCUCACUGCUAUACUAAUGGGGUUGGUUACGUGCAUAUAUAGCCGAACUCAGAAGCUUGGUCCGAUCCGAACUCAGAAGGUUGGUGCGAUCUAUUAGGGUUAAAUUGGUUCAACAACAUCCAGAAGGACGCCUUCCAAAAGGACUGUGACCAUGCCUACCACCUGCUCGACCAAAUGCCUGAUCCAAAACUUGUUUCGUGGACGCGCACGAUAUCGUCGUACAUCAAAAGCGGGCAUGCGGAUCUUGGGCUGCGCGAAUUUCGUCGGAUGUGCGACUCGGGUCUGCGGCCUAACGAGUAUGGCUUAUCGCUUGCUCUCAAAGCAUCCCGCCUUGCAGGUGAACCCGCCAUUGGCAAGCUCCUUCAUGGCCUAGCAAUCAAAGCCGGGUUUGAAGCCAAUUCAUUUUGCGGUACGUCCAUUCUUGAUAUGUACUGCAAGUAUGGUUACAUGAAGGAAGCUCAACUUUUCUUUGACAGAACUACUGUUAAAUGCCAAGCUUUGUGGAACUCAUUCAUUGAUGGAUAUUCGCGUCAUUCUAAGCCUCAAGAAGCUGUUAAGUUGUUUCACCAAAUGCUGCUUUCUUGUACUGCACCUAAUUGUUUUACUUACACCAUUCUUAUUAAGCAUGGAGCCGGAAAUUUUGACAUUAGUUUUGUGAAAGUUAUCCACGCUCGAGUUAUUAAGAUUGGUUUUGAAAAUGAUUGUUUUGUGGGUUGCGCUCUUAUAGAUGCUUUUGCAAAAUUUUCGGAGCUGACUGAUGCUUGCAGCUUGUUUUAUGAAAUGGAAGAGCGCGACCAUGUUGUGUGGUGUGCGUUAAUAGCAGGUCUGCAGCAAAGUGGAGAGGCUGAGCAAGCUCUUGAUUUGUAUCUUGAUUUUGUUUCAGAAGUUGAACUUGGUUUGCAGUUGCAUUCUUGCUUACUGAAGUCUGGGUUUGUGCUGGACUCAUUCAUUGGGUGUGCUUUGAUUGACAUGUAUGUUAGUUUUGGAAUGACCCGUGAUGCAUAUGGAAGCUUUGUUGGCACGGCAGAGAAGAAUGGAGUAAUCUAUAGUACAAUGAUUCAAGGUUUUGUUUGUGAUUCAGACUUUGUUGCUGCAGUUGAUAUGGCACUGGUGAUGGGGAAGCUUGGAAUGGUUUUUGAUCAUUCUACCUUAUCUUCUAUGCUUAGAGCUUUUGCUAGUCUCGAUAUGCUUGAAGAAGCCAGAGUUAUUCACUGCCGCAUUGUGAAAACAAUUGGAACGCAAGAUCUUAUUAUGGGGAACAAUCUUAUGGAGAUGUACUUAAAUUUCAGGGCUAUUGAUGAGGCUUUUAAGAUGUUCAUGGAUAUUGAAGUGCCUAAUGAGUUCUCAUGGACUAGCCUAAUGCAUGGCUAUGUUGAAUCUGAGAGAUAUGAUGAAGCUUUUGAAUUAUAUCGUAUGAUGCUGCCUUUAGGUUCCGCAAAACCAAAUGAGUACACCAUUGUUGCUGCUCUACAAGCUUGCUCUGGACUUCCAGAAACAUGCCAAGGAAAGCAAAUUCACGGCUUUACCAUAAAGAUGGGCUUUUGUUUACACGCGUUUGUGGAAUCUGCUUUGCUUGGAAUGUAUGCAAAGCAUGGCUGCAUGGAUGAUGCAUCUCUAAUUUUUUUGAAUUUACUGGAGAAGGACAUUGUUUGUUGGAACAUCAUGAUAGCAUCCUAUGCUCAACAUGGACUUGGGGAAAAAGCUCUGAAAACCUUCUUGCAGUACAAGGAAGGGCCUUCAAAUAUUGAUGAAUCAAUCUUUUCUAGCUGCCUUUCUGCUUGUUCAAGCUUGACUUCAAUUGACAUGGGAAGAUAUAUCCAUGAGAACUGUGUUAAAACUGGAUAUGAUUCCAAAUUGAAGGUUGGUGUGGCCAUUAUUGAUAUGUAUUGCAAAUGUGGGAGCAUCAAGGAUGCCAGACAGUUCUUCAAUGAAAUGAAAGAACAUAAUGUGAUAUCCUAUACAGCAAUGAUUUCUGGGUUUUCACAACAUGGGCUUGUUCUGAAUGCCCUUCACCUGUUUGAGGUAAUGAAAGAAAGUGGUGUUAUGCCUGAUGGAAUAACCUUUGUUGAGAUUCUUUCUGCAUGUAGCCAUUUUGGAUUGGUGAAAGAAGGAUGGGAAUAUUUUGAGUCUAUUACAGAUUAUGGGUUAGAGAAAACAAUGAAUCAUUAUGCCUGCAUGGUUGAUCUUCUUGGGCGGGUAGGGCUUGUGGAGAAAGCAGAGGAUUUGAUCAACAAUGCACCAUUUCCUUUGAAGACCUCUUUGUGGAGGACCCUACUUGGUGCCUGUAAUAAGCAUGGGGAUGUCAAGAAUGGUGGACGGAUAGCUGAAAUUAUUUAUAGAUCUGAACCAAAUGACACAUCGAGUUAUGUGAUGCUUUCAAAUCUUUUUUCAUCAAAUUCCAUGUGGGACCAUUCCCUUGAGGUGAAGGGCAAAAUGAAACAAGAAUUCAUGAAAAAAAUUCCUGGUUAUAGCUGGAUAGCUUAGGAAUAUACAAAAGAAUUUGCAUGUCAUCAUUUUGUUUGAUUGUCUAAAAUGUUAGCUUGCACUUUCCAAUUUUCCAAAUACCACUGUUUUGUAGCCAUACCGCUUGCAAGUUUCAUUGAAGAAGCAUUUCCCCGUUAUUGUGUCUCCAAAAGGUAUCAUUUCACUUUUUUCUUUAGCACUAUUGAAGAACCGGAGCUGAACAAGAAACAAAAAGAUGGAUACGAAGAGGAUUUUGGUUAGAUUGAAUUAUCUAUUACAGCCAAGCAGUAAGUAUAUAUAAGGAAACUUAUACAGCUCUAUACAUAUGAGCCAAUAGAUGGCAGCCACGUCAUACAUUAACAUAAGUGUGCAAAGUAAUUUAUAUAUUUUACUGCACUUAUACGCCCCUGUAAACUCAUGGGUCUUGGAUGACCGUCAGUUUGUGUCGUAGGUAGAGAAAUCUUGGUGUAGACAAAACUUUGGUGAAGAUAUUAGCCACUUGAUCUACAGUUGUGAUGGGUAA